GUGAUCUCCACCGUAACCGUUCUUAUUUUCUUCAACAACACAGAUCUGAUUGAAUUUCCUCUUCUCACUGUUAGCAAGAAAGUUGAAGAAGAGAGAAUUAAAGUGGUGAUCAUGGGUUCUGAGACUUUUAUUGAAGUGAUAUUAGCAAUCCUUAUACCUCCUCUUGGUGUUUUCCUCCGUUAUGGCUGUGGUAUUGAGUUCUGGAUAGAUCUGGUGCUGACGCUGCUGGGAUACCUUCCUGGGAUGAUAUAUGCCAUAUAUGUACUGGUUGCGUGAUAUGAAUAUUAUUUCUGUUUUAUUCAUAAUACAUAUGAGUUUGCUUUUAUAAUGUGUUUAUUCACUUUUAACUUUCGCUUUCA
Molecule: messenger RNA, 359 nt
Organism: Vigna unguiculata (cowpea)
Lineage: Eukaryota; Viridiplantae; Streptophyta; Magnoliopsida; Fabales; Fabaceae
Product: Low temperature and salt responsive protein family
Cellular component (GO): membrane
Source: RefSeq, a predicted model, not a curated record